ACCUCUGCUUCCACCCACCCCCACAGAGACGGACCGGCUCCGAUCGAAGCUGCCCGUGCCCGACGACCAUGGCGUCAGCUGCGAGAACCACGCCGGGGCCGGGCAGGUCCGUCGUCGUCCUCGUCUCCCUCGCCACGCUCCUCCUCGUCACCUUCGUCUCCACCGUGGAGAGCUACGACGGCCGGCAUGCCGUGGCGCACUCGGUCAUGGCGCGGCGGUCCCGCCUGGGGACCCGACACGUGCAGCACCACCACCGCCGCACCACCACGGUGCCGCACCGGUACGUCCUUGCGGAGAAGAGCAGCCCGACCGGCGGCGGCAGCAGUCCCAAGAACCGCAGCAGCUCCCCUGCGACGGCCAACAACGCCAGCGCGCCGGCGCCGGCCGCCUCGCAGAGUGACGGCGGGCGUCGCCACCGCAGCCACAAGCACCGGGUGCGCAACUGGAUCAUCGGCUUCGUGGUGGGUUCCGUGGCGGGCGUCAUCUCCGGUCUGGUGCUGUCGGUGCUGUUCCGGCUGGCGCUCAACUGCGUCCGCGGGCGGUACCGGUCGCGCUCCGGCGUGAUGAUCUUCACCCCGAAGCUGAUCCGGCGGCCGGAGCACCUGGCGUUCCUGGAGAAGGAGGACGGGCUGGCGUCGCUGGCCGUGAUCGGGCGCGGCGGGUGCGGGGAGGUGUACAAGGCGCAGCUCCCCGUGGAGCGGGAGGGCGACGCGCCCCGCUUCAUCGCCAUCAAGAAGAUCAAGAAGCACGGCGGCGACGCGCCGGCCACCAACAACAACCUCAGCGACGAGGAGAGCCGGCAGCUGGACAAGCGGUCGCGGCAGAUCCAGUCGGAGAUCCGCACGGUGGGCCACAUCCGCCACCGCAACCUGCUGCCGCUGGCGGCGCACGUGCCGCGCCCGGACUGCCACUACCUGGUGUACGAGUACAUGAAGAACGGCAGCCUGCACCACGCGCUGAAAGCCGGCAACAGUGCCGUCGAGGUCGAGGACGGCGGCGGCGGCGAGGACGGAGGCACCGGCACCUGCACCGGAACCUCCGGCGGGCUUUCGUGGCCGGCGCGUCUCCGCGUGGCGGUGGGCGUGGCGGCGGGGCUGGAGUACCUGCACGUCUCCCACCAGCCGCAGAUCAUCCACCGGGACCUGAAGCCGGCCAACAUCCUGCUGGACGACGACCUGGAGCCCCGGAUCGCGGACUUCGGGCUGGCCAAGGCGAUGCCGGACUCGCACACGCACGUGACGGCGUCGAACGUGGCCGGCACGCUGGGGUACAUCGCGCCGGAGUACUACCAGACGGUGAAGUUCACGGCCAAGUGCGACGUGUACAGCUUCGGGGUCAUCCUGGCGGUGCUGGCCACGGGGAAGGAGCCGUCCGACCAGUUCUUCACGGAGACGGAGGAGGUGGUGGGGCUCGUCAAGUGGCUGCGCCGAGUCAUGGAGAGCGGGGAGCACGCGCAGGCCAUCGACCCGGCCAUCGCCGGCGCCGGACACGACGAGCAGAUCCUGCUGCUGCUGCGCAUCGCGCUCUUCUGCACCAAGGACGACCCCAAGGAGCGGCCCACCGCCAAGGACGUCCGCUGCAUGCUCUCGCAGAUCAAGACCUAGCCACCCAGCCACUUCAAUCAGAUCAAUCACUACAUACAAAUUACUACCCGUUUGAGAUUAUCUCCUAGAUUUACCAGUCAUCAGCGAAUCGUAUCUUUAGUCAUAACAUUUUAGGCAAACGAAGAAAGUAGUUUCAAAUUUCAAUAAAUUCUCUCUGCGUCUCUGGACUGUGGAUUAGUGCUAGCUAGAGUAGCAACUGUUGUAUUGUAGCACGUAUCGUGAAAUCGUCGCGGCAGCUGUCAAGUGGGACCGGUUGACUAGGACUGGUCAGUAGGAUAGUACUAGAUCGGGAAGUCGGCGCACGCGCUGGACUAGGGACCGGACCUGGUAUACACAUCAAUGCAUCUCUAUCCUUUGUUUUUGCUUGCGAGAUGCUUGCGAGCUUUGGCAUGGUUAGUGCUAAAUACCAGUAUGAUUCACGUGCUCCUUUUCUACAGUAUCUUUGCUUGAAA
Molecule: messenger RNA, 2056 nt
Organism: Sorghum bicolor (sorghum)
Lineage: Eukaryota; Viridiplantae; Streptophyta; Magnoliopsida; Poales; Poaceae
Product: leucine-rich repeat receptor-like serine/threonine/tyrosine-protein kinase SOBIR1
Exons: 1
Coding region: 69-1604 (511 amino acids)
Biological process (GO): protein phosphorylation
Molecular function (GO): protein kinase activity; ATP binding
Source: RefSeq, a predicted model, not a curated record